UGGUAAUCAUGGUUCAACCUUAGGCGCCAUAUAUAUAAAACCAAAACUAACAACCCAACACCGUUUCUUCAACUAUUUUUCUUUCUUCUUCUCUUCUCUUUCUUUCCGCCAUUUCCAUCUCUCACCAACCAAAUCUUCGCCAUUUUCUUCUUCCUCAUUCCCCCAUCAAUUAUUGGGCUCCCGCACUCAAUCAAUGCAACAACACUAACAACCAAACAAAACUUCCAAACUCUAAUUUAUUUGCCUUCAAUUCCUAACUUUCUCUCUCGUUUCCGGGAAAAUCGACCUUCCCAGAGACGAGAGAGGAGGUGACGGGAUUACAGGCCAAAAAUAUCAUUUUUCAAUACCAUUUUCUCCUUCAUUUGGAAAUCAUUUUUCGUAGCUUCCGUUGGCCAUCGCGUGUUCCGAGUCAGACCAGGGAGACCCACGUUGAGGAAUCGUCGAAAUUUCAAAACUUGCUUCAGAAUCUGAAUUGGGUAUGAACUUAGUGCGCGUGAAUUGAUCACAGCUCAUUAGGCUCUGGGGAGAGAAAACACAGAGAGAGAGAGAGAGAGAGAGAGAGAGAGAGAGAGAAAGAGAGAGAGAAAGGUGUCAUGGAUGAAGACUUCGGGAAGAUCGAGGUUGAAUACGCGCCUCUUUGCGAGGGACAGGAGAUUGACAUUGAAUACGAGUUCGACGCGCCUCAGUUCUUCGCUUUCACGCGUCAAGAGACGGCUUGGGACGCUUCCGAAGCAGAGCAGUGGUUUGAAUACGCCACGAGUUACCCACCUUCACCGUUUCUCUUGAAGGCGAGGUCGGGAAACUCUGAUAGUAUCACGGAGAAAGAACAAAUUUCAGAUGAUGAAGAUAAUGGCACAGACACGUCAAGUGGUAAGACAAAGCCUCUCAGCAAGUCAAGUUCAUCUAAAGGAAAAGAUUUCUCUUUUAUGAAACCAACAGCAAGUCAUUUGGCCAAGCAGAAGAACGUUUUAGAAGUUCGGAGCCCUGAGUCCAUCAGCAGGUUUCAGAGACAGAAUUCUUCUUCCACAGAUUGCGCAUUAACCAAAAGGCAAAAGCUAGAAGCUGGUUACUUGCGCAAGGCUGCCCGUUUGAAGCAUCAAAUUCGCUUUACACAUAAGACUAAGGAGGUUGAUCAGCCUGCUUCGAAUUCAGCAUCAAAAUCAAAUGUCACCGUUGCUAAAGAACCAAAUUUGAUGACAGCCCUUAGGGCUCAUAGACACACGUCUAAAAGCAGUGGUGAAUCAGCUGGACCUACACUAUCAAGUUCUCAGGAGUCUAAAGCAAGACCCUUGAAUAAAAAAAUUUUGGAGGGUCCUGCACAAACAUUGUCUAAGACGAAAACAUCACGACCAACACAAUGUCAAGAGUUCCACUUGAGAACAUCAGAGAGGGCAAUGCAAAACACAUAUAAUAAUGUUAGUUACCUAAAUUUGCUUUAGUUGUUGAUGUUAUUGUUGUGUAUUAAGAAUUGUUUGCUUCUGUUUCUGU
This is a messenger RNA of Vigna umbellata (rice bean), 1488 nucleotides long. The record is from RefSeq and is a predicted model, not a curated record. Lineage: Eukaryota; Viridiplantae; Streptophyta; Magnoliopsida; Fabales; Fabaceae.